Messenger RNA from Physeter macrocephalus (sperm whale), 1647 nucleotides. Its product is annotated as cadherin-15-like. The record is from RefSeq and is a predicted model, not a curated record. Gene Ontology annotation, cellular component: adherens junction; catenin complex; membrane. The transcript has 7 exons. Gene Ontology annotation, molecular function: calcium ion binding; cadherin binding. Gene Ontology annotation, biological process: cell-cell junction assembly; homophilic cell-cell adhesion; adherens junction organization. NCBI's taxonomy places the organism in Eukaryota, Metazoa, Chordata, Mammalia, Artiodactyla, Physeteridae. Bases 1 to 1260 code for a protein of 419 amino acids.
AUGGUGCCCACCGGCUGCGGAAGGACUAUCCUUAAGGGCCUGUGCGUGUGUGUGCGUCUACACGUGACCACACCUCUGGGGGUCCGGCUCAGGCUCAGGGCCACUCUGUGCCCUCCUCCCCUCCUCGCCAACAGCUACUCCAAGGACUAUGACCCUGAAGACUGGCUGCAAGUGGAUGGGGCCACCGGUCGGGUCCAGACCCAGCGCGUGCUCAGCCCUGCAUCCCCCUUCCUCAAGGACGGCUGGUACAGGGCCAUCAUCCUGGCCCGAGAUGAUGCCUCCCCACCCAGCACGGCCACAGGGACCCUGUCCGUUGAGAUCCUGGAGGUCAACGACCACGCCCCUGAACUGUCCCCACCGUGGGGCAGCCUGUGCAGCAUGCCAGACCAGGGCUCCGGCCUUCUCUUGGGGGCCACGGAUGAGGACCUGCCCCCCCACGGGGCCCCCUUCCACUUCCAGCUGAGCCCCAGGCUCCCAGAGCUGGCCCGGAACUGGAGCCUCAGCCAGGUUAACGUGAGCCACGCGCGCCUGCGGCCGAGGCUCCAGGUCCAGGAGGGGCUGCACCGCCUUAGCCUGCUGCUCCAGGACUCCGGACAGCCGCCCCAGCAGCGCGAGCAGCCCCUGAACGUGAGCGUGUGCCGCUGCGGCCUGGACGGCGCCUGCCUGCCGGGGGCCGCUGCGCUGCGGGCGGGUGGCGCGGGCAUCAGCCUGGGCGCCCUGGUCAUCGUGCUGGCCAGUGUCAUCCUGCUGCUCUUGCUCGCCCUGCUGGUGGCCCUCCUGGCGCGGUGCCGGCAGCAGUCGUGUGACAAGAGGCUUCUGCACGGGCUGCAGGACGACCUUCGGGACAACAUCCUCAACUACGACGAGCAGGGGGGCGGGGAGGAGGACCAGGAUGCCUACGACAUGGACCAGCUGCGCCACCCGGCAGAGCUGGCGGUCCUGGGCGCCCCUCUGGGACGGCCUUCUCUGCGCAGAGACGCCCCGUUCAGCUGGGCGCACCCCCAGGCCCCCCGUGUGCUGCCCACCAGCCCUUCUGACAUCGCUGACUUCAUCAACGAGGGCUUAGCGGCCGUGGACAGUGACCCCACCGUGCCACCCUACGACACAGCGCUCAUCUAUGACUACGAGGGGGACGGUUCUGUGGCGGGGACACUGAGCUCCAUCUUGUCCAGCCUGGACGACGAGGACCAGGACUACAGCUGCCUCUGGGACUGGGGGCCCCGCUUUGCCCGGCUGGCCGACCUGUACGGUCCCCCGUGAAGGCACCAGGGAAGAGGCUUCCGGAUGGGACCUGCACCCCCCCUGCUGAGGGCACGGCCUCCCGGACACACAGGGCACACCGCAGGGGCCUGAGCGGACACGCCGCGCUUGGCUGUGUGUCGAGAUGGACAGAGGGCCCUGCGCCCCGCCCUGGCGCCUUGGCCAGCCCUGUCUCCACCAGGGGAAGUCGGGGUCCAAAGCCUGCGGCGGAUUGGCCAGGAGGCACCCUCUUGCCCCGUCAGUCGCCUCCAGUGGGGUCAGAGGCCCGUUCCCAGCUCUUCUUCCCGCCACGCAGAUCUCAUCUCUGUGUGAAAGGAAGCAGCUCUCCGGCAAACGUGAAUUAAAAACGUGCUCAUGUCUCCCAUGCAUGGUUGGCACGGCGACUUG